Messenger RNA from Galdieria sulphuraria, 1169 nucleotides. RefSeq lists its product as uncharacterized. The transcript has a single exon. Bases 115 to 1059 code for a protein of 314 amino acids. The record is from RefSeq and is a predicted model, not a curated record. NCBI's taxonomy places the organism in Eukaryota, Rhodophyta, Bangiophyceae, Galdieriales, Galdieriaceae.
GAUAUUCACUGUCGCGACGAUUCAUCAUUACGCCUAUCUCACCAUCAUUCCAAAAUUCUAAAAAUUGCUGGCGACAAAAAUUCAAAAAUUGCCAUGCCCUAUAAAACAAGCGUUAUGCUCAAAUACCUAGCUUUUGUUAUCUUUUUAUCCACUAUUGGAACUCUGGUUACUACUUUGUACGAGUUGUCAGUCCAUCGAAAUUCUUUAACGAAGCAGCAAGAUGACGACCUAUACAAGGAAGUAGAUUUUCGUGUAGGAACUUGUAUUGAACUUCGGAAGUGGCCAAUAACAGGCCACAAACACUUGGUAGAAGAAAUAAGAUUGUUUAGUGAACUAUAUGGCGAAGACUUUGAGAGAGUUUCAAACUAUACAAAUAUUGAAGAUAACGUAUUGGAAGAUUCCUGUUUCCUUAGGCAUGCGAGGAAAUAUCAGUCUCCAAAUGGGGUUCUAUGGCCUCGACGCUAUUAUCACUUUCCAGAUUGGUUUCGUAAUGAUACGAUACCUUGGAAUGAGAAGAAAGAUAUUUUGUUUUGGAGAGGUAGUGCGACAGGCCCUAUUUUGGAUGAAGAAGAAGUGCCAGGAAAGUCCAAUAGAAGGAAAAUAGUUGAGUUGUUGCAGUCAUUGAAUCGUUCGGAUGUUGAUGUUGGAUUUAUUGCACUGUUUGAUAAGGAAGAGAAAUAUGGUCAUCUUUGGAAAGAACCUGUACCUCAGGAAGGCAUUUUUCAAUACAAAUAUGUUUUAAAUAUAGAAGGAAAUGAUUUGAGUAGCAACUUUCCACAAGCGCUAUAUUCCUGGUCGUGUCCCUUCCAUCCAUAUCCUUUUUCUGUCGAAAGUGUAUACUUCCGUAGCUUGAGACCUUGGCAACAUUUCAUUCCACUCUAUCUCAAUGGUUCGGAUGUGGUUGCGAAGCUCCAGUUUUGCAAAGACAAUGAAAAGUUCUGUCGUCAAGUUGGAGAGAAUGGCAGAAAGAUGAUGGAGAAGUUUAUGAAUGAAAGCUUUUGUCAUGAAAUCAAUCGACAAGUUUUGACACGCUUAAGGAAUGUGCCUUUACAGAGUUAGUUGUAGAGGAUGAUGGAAUGCUACAUUCCUUCCUGUUUAUCCAUCAUAUAUACCUAAAGUGUGUGCGACACAUUUUCAUAUAUUGCUUUUAUAAAGUGGCGUGUUUACUU